AUGGUGAAUCACGGAGCUUCAAAAGGCUGCCUGACCUGUAAACAGAGGCGGGUCAAAUGCGAUGAGGGCAAGCCGGGCUGCCAGAGAUGUUUUCGCAGGGGGAGAGAAUGCGGCGGCUACGAGAAGCCUCCCGCCACUCUGAAGUUCAAGCCGCAGACCUUCAGCUACACUCGCCCUGGACGCCGCGCCCACAUCAUCGACAAGGCCGCCGCCAAAGAGAGCAGCGACUCCAGCCCGCCAAUCUCCCAGACCCCGAGCCCGCCGGUUGUCGAAUGCGCGCUCGCCUUCUUUCUCGGCAACUUUGCGGGAAAAGGCCGCAGCUUCGCGUCCUCUCGCGGCUUCUUUGAGCUGCUCGCGCCGGCGUUGGCAAAGGAGCCCCAAGACUCGGCCUUGUCGCUGGCCCUUUGUGCCCUGUCGACCAAGGUCCUGAGGAUGUGGCAAGAAGACCCGAGAUCCUUCAACAAGCCGCACAAACCACUGGCCCAUGCUUUUGCACGCCUGAGAACCGCCAUUGCUGACCCGAAUGAGAGCAGAAGCCAGUCGACCGUGCUGGCCGCUCUGGUCUUCCAAUUCCACGAGAAUCUGAAUGCUGUCUUCAGUAUGCAGAAGGCCCAGCGGACGCACCACGAUGGAGCUGUCGCGUUGAUGAACCAGCACGGGGCGCUGCUGCUCUCUACACCGUAUGGCCGUCAUAUGGUGCGCUACCUCAUGUUCGUCGAGAUUGCCGCGGCCAUCCGGGAAAAGCGGCCGUUCCCCACGAGUGUGCUGUCGAUUCCGGAAAUCGCGAAUACCCCAGGGAACCCCAGCGCCGCACUCGAUCUCAUUGGAAUUGCGGUCGCAAACGUGCAGCACCGCGUCAUCUCCUUUGUUGAGCGGCUUGCCCUGGAGCCUUUGUUGGAGCAGGAUCUGGAGCUCAUCCUGAUGCAGCUGGACAACAUCCAGAUCAGACUCCUGGACUGGAGAAAGACCGUUUUCAAGGCGUGGCAUCCAAUAUAUGUUUCAAAGGUUAGGGAGACGAACCCUCCGAUAAUCUCAUACCUGGGUGACUGCGAUAUCUAUCCCGAUGUGCAAAUCUCCUCUAUCUGGAGUAAUUGGCGGAGCUACCGCGUCGUACUCUUCAAAGCGGCGCUCAUACUGCUGAGCCAGCUUCCCAGAAUUAACCCCCAAGUUGUGCAGGUUGCGUGCGGCGAGCCGCAAGAUAUACAAGACUUGGAACAAACUACGAGGCGGUCGAUCCAGGAGACGUUCGACGCCAUUUGCCGGGUCGUCCCGUUCUGCAUGGGUAACCGCACCAGGACGGCAGGCAUACAAGAUCUGGCAGCACUCGACCUGCAUUUCCCAAGUUACCACGACCCGGGGACAUGUGACCCGUCAGCUCUUGAACAGUGGCCCAAGGAUGAAUUGCUUUCCCUGGCGGAUCAUCUCGGGCAUAUCAAGUCGCUGGGUGCAUGGCAUGCUCUGACGCCGCUGAGUUUCAUGCUGAGCAUGUGCAACGACGAGUACGGCUCGCUUGUGGCCGAGUCCCUGAGGCCGGGGCAGCUACAGUGGAUUCGCAAGGAGCUCGCCCGCGCGGCUCUGGUGCUCAACAUGCGGAAGCCUGCUCACAGCCCUACACCAGCCCAGCCCUCGCCUCCAGGGCAAAGCGGCACGGUUGGCGCAACACCUUCCCCUCUAACGGAGGUGGAGCUAGGCAGCAGCCGGGCAGGCGAUGCUGAUGACAAUGUCGUCAAGCGGUACAAGAUGUCUGCUGAUGAGGUGGAACGGUUACGGGGUUCGCUGAGAUUGUCGGGCGGCGCAUAG
Messenger RNA from Clonostachys solani, 1800 nucleotides. Lineage: Eukaryota; Fungi; Ascomycota; Sordariomycetes; Hypocreales; Bionectriaceae. The record is from the annotation of a GenBank genome assembly.